AUGGUGUACCUUAAGACAAGCCAGGAAUGGCUCGACCAUUCCAUGGCACUCCUGGAAGCCCGCCCCUCAACCACAAGAAUCACCACAUCAUACAAGCUCACACCUGGCCCAACACGACCUGAUGCCGACGGCGACACAGUGACCAAGCCCUCGCGUGGCGCCCUAGUACUCAAGACAUUCGAUCCUAUCAGCGGAGUCGUCAUCAAGUACCGUACCACAAAGGCUCAGGAGGUCACUCGUCUCAUUCACGCCUCGCUGGGUCGUUUGGGGAGAAGUCAGGCUGCUGUACCGGAUGUGCCUGAGGUGACGAUGGCAGACGCCGAGGGUGCAGAGGAGCCACAGGCUGCCACGUCUACACCGCAAGCGGCACAAGGGGGUGGCGGUGGGAAGAAGAAGAAGAAAGGCAAGAAAUAG
Fusarium pseudograminearum CS3096 is the source of this 414-nucleotide messenger RNA. RefSeq lists its product as uncharacterized. The record is from RefSeq and is a predicted model, not a curated record. Gene Ontology annotation, biological process: SRP-dependent cotranslational protein targeting to membrane. Lineage: Eukaryota; Fungi; Ascomycota; Sordariomycetes; Hypocreales; Nectriaceae. Bases 1 to 414 code for a protein of 137 amino acids. Gene Ontology annotation, cellular component: signal recognition particle, endoplasmic reticulum targeting. The transcript has 2 exons.